Haliotis rufescens (red abalone) is the source of this 3386-nucleotide messenger RNA. RefSeq lists its product as uncharacterized. NCBI's taxonomy places the organism in Eukaryota, Metazoa, Mollusca, Gastropoda, Lepetellida, Haliotidae. Bases 10 to 708 code for a protein of 232 amino acids. The transcript is spliced from 3 exons. The record is from RefSeq and is a predicted model, not a curated record.
CAAGAACUGAUGAUGACAGGAGCGUUCCUGAUUCUGCUUUUUGCAACCCUUGCCGCUUCUGAAACAUGUGAAUCUCUCCAUGCAAAGAAAGUUGAUGCAUAUGAUGACAAGAGAAUUUCCCAGUCAGUCAUGUGGACUCUAAACAAUUUGACCAAGGCUGAAUGUAUGAAGGAGUGUCAAAGGGAACAGUAUUGCGUCAGUUUCCACUUCAGGCCAUCGGGACCAGUUUGUGUGGCAUUACGGGAACGGUUUGAAGGAUCCAGCGUUCCCUCCGUCGAGGCUCUUGGCUAUCAACUCUUUCAAACCAAUAAACCUUUGGCCAUAGUAGGGUCAGAAUGUGAGCUAGACGUGAACUGUGCCCCCCUCACUAACUCCCAUUGUAACGAAGGAGUCUGCAGGUGUGACGUGGGCUACGGGCCGGACGGAAACACCUGCCGCAUCCUCACAGAAUGUUCCACCCUCAGCGAUAACUUUACCCUGUACAGGUCGUUUUUCAUAUCGGGCCACGACUUCCUCAGCCAAGGAGCAACUACCUACGAAUCAUGCCCUGCGUUCUGUAUCAGCGACAACAGAUGUAAGUCGGCUGACUUGGACUUUGUUGCUAAAAUCUGCUACCUUAAUACGCACACAUGGCUAGGAGCGCUUGCAUCCUCGCGCAUAAAGGACAGCCCAGAAUUUGAUUUCUUCCAACGAGAGUGCCUUUGGUAAAUCACCUGAGAACUGCAAUUAAAUAUUCCAAAGCGGAGUGUUUGAAUAAGUUAAAAGAUGUAAUAUUAUCCCGAAAAAACGUAAUUUCCUCAGUGUUUGCAAAAAGUAUUGUUCCUUAAAUUACAGGAACUCUUGAAAACGAUGUUUUGUGAAAUGAAAACGAUUGUUCAAAAAUGAAUUUAGGAAAUAGCCUGAAACAAAAUUCCAAAGCAUAUGGUCGGUGCUUUGUUCACAUAAAUAUUAAAAAUAGAGCAAAUUAUAUUGUGUGAAUAUAAAAAACAAAAACAGUCAAAACCUAUUGUAGAAAAUUACUCGGGAUGAGAUACAUGGUUUGAUUUAUCGGGUGUUCGAUACAUCCGACUCAACUUUUAUGUAUCCCAGUAAUGAAACAACAGCUGCAAAACGCCAACAUUCAGAAUCUUGCAUGUUAGGUAAAUGACUAUUGUAUAAUAAGUAAUUAAGGGGAAUAAACUGGCAUAUCGACACCAAUGUGUAUAUAUACAUUUAUUCAUCUUACACAAAUUCUAACUUAUCAGAGUAGGAUUUUAGUAACUUUUACUCUGGGUACUUUACACCAAUAUUUGACACAUCUGGGUCAUUGUCCUGACGGAAGAGCAAAACAUAGCACAGCUUCUCACGUCUAUCAAUCUGUAAUUGUCUCAACAUUGCAGCAUGAUAUUACUCGUCUGCACACCAGAACACGAAGGCCAUAACCUUUUCUUCUUUCGUCAUCAUUUGUCACAAAUCGUUGCAAGAACCUUUCUGUUCCAGCUUCAAACAGAGCUUGAUUGUCACGAGACAUGUCGUGUCUGGUGCGUUUUUCACUAGAUGUCAAAAGUUUAACUGUUUUUUUUACUCAAGCAAGGAACGUUGCUAGCUUGUUCUAUGUUAAAUCGUGACUAUAUUCUCUUACCCUUGGCAGUACCUGUAGGUUUGUGGUAAUUGGAACAUGUCCCACUUUGUAUAGUUUAGACAUUCUUGUUGUGAUGCUGCUGUUGCUGUGAGUAGAGUAUGUCGAUUCUGAUUAACUCUUUUAUGUUGUGUACCUUUGAAUAUGUAUGGUAACAUAUGUGUUGUCUUGUGUGAAUGCCCACUCUUGUUAUGUGUUAGUUCGAGUGUGUAGGGCAUAAUAUAUUCCACCAUAUGCACAUUGUUGUAAGUUGAAUAAUAAAGAUCCUUCUACAUCAUAUUCAUCUGGUGUGUUAGUACAUGUACACACUUCAUAAAAAUAAACGCACAGGCCGAUUUUUAGUAAAUUUAUUAUACCUAAUAAAGUCGAUAUAGUUAAUGUAAUAUCAUAGAUACAAAAAAUAAAUCUCACAUGUUGUCGUUGUACAAAGGCAUUUAAAACUGUUCAUUGUCAUAUCACAUAAGGCCACAGGUUGCGCUGAACUCGUGUAUCUCGUGUGACAGCCCCAGCCAGCAAUCACGGCUCUGCAUCUCGUUGGCACAGACUGGAUAAGUGUACGAAUACUGUCCUGCAGAUGUCUGGGCCAUUCUGCUUGCAACGCGUUAGCAUGUUGUGGGAGUGUCUGCGGCGUGUUCUGACGUAGACGUACACGUCGAUCGAGUUUAUCCCAAAAGAGUUCAAUUGGGUUGAGAUAUGGAGAUAUCGAAGGACAGGACAAGCCGUUGAUGUUGGCAUUAUGAAGGUAAUCUAUCGUGACAUGAGCUGUGUGCGGUGGAGCGUUGUCCUGUUGAAACAGCUCCCUCUGGCGGUCAAUGAUUGGAAGAAGGUGAGGUUGAAGAAUUUGAUUCAAAUUAGAUCUUGAGAUGUAGGAUAUGGCCCUCCAAACCUUGAAACUACAGCCACCGAAAUUGUCGACUUCACGUACACAAUAUGGGGCAAAACGCUCGACGUUGUCUUCCAUCUCGCCAGUGAAGAAGAAAUCGUGAUUCAUCGCUGAUCCACACUCGUCUCCAGUUUCUCAAAUUCCAAGGCUGUAAGGUGGUGCCAACGCAUGCGUCGCUGUCGAUGAAUCUGUUGCAAAACAGGGACGAUAACCGGUCUUCAAGGGCGGAUCCCACCCUCGCGAAGAUGGUUCCUGACAGUCUGGUCCGAAAUGCUCCUCAAACCAGGGACGCGUUCUGCAGUCUCAGUAGCUCUGGCAUUGCGAUGAGGUAGGUAGAACAGUCGAAUGUAGCGAUCCUGUGCAGGGGGGAGGAGGGGGAACUUUUAGUCGGCCAGUUCUCGGACGGUCUGCAGUGGAAUUGAACUGUGAGUAUUGGUCACAAAGGCGGCAAAUAGUGCCGCUGUGGUCGUUGAAGUUGCGUGCAUCAGAAGACUGUGAUUGCCCUCUUUGAAUACGUCCUGUGGUGAUGUUCCGAUCGGCAGCGCUGAGUCUCGGCAUUUUCGAACUUGUUGACAAUUGAAUGGCAAAGUAUUGGCUUAUGCUUACGUUUUUAUAGCCACUACCACGAGUUACGCAUGUCAUAACUUGCACGUGCAUUUUGCUUUACUGUUUGUCAUAAAACUGUUUUAUAAAAGAAUGCCCGAUUCGCUUUCAGAUCUAAUCCCUGUAAAUAUGUCCGGGGGUUUGUCGAAUAUCAGGCCACCAACAUUUUCCAAUAACAUAUAUCAAAUUUAUAUACCCUUUUUUUUGUGUAGUCAGGUUCAGUUAACUAGAUACUACCUGUGAGUUUCUUAUUAUGAAGAGUGUAUACUAGCGAUUGAUAGU